Molecule: messenger RNA, 3954 nt
Organism: Adineta steineri
Lineage: Eukaryota; Metazoa; Rotifera; Eurotatoria; Adinetida; Adinetidae
Source: the annotation of a GenBank genome assembly
AUGAAACAAACAAUUGACAGUCUUCCAAUAACGACAACAACAUCUGAUAUUUCUAAAUGUAAUGGUCAUCAAGAUGAUCUCAUAGAAACUCGUAGAGAUUCUGAUAAUGAUGAUUUAGUAACAAGUAUAAAUAAUAAUGAAUUAGUAUCAUCAUCAACAAUAAAUACAAAUGAACUUAUUAUUUUACCUGAUUCAUCAUUUAAUAUUCGUAUUCAAGCAUCUGGUUUAGAUACAUUUGAAUUACCUGUAACAUCUAGUGAACUUGUUCAAGAAAUUCAUCAAGUAUUAAUGGAUAAAGAAGAAACUUGUCAUCGUACAUGUUUUUCAUUACAACUUGAUGGAAAUGUUUUAGAUAAUUUUACUGAAUUGAAAAAUAUCGAAAAUUUAAAAGAAGGAAGUUUAUUGAAAGUUAUUGAUGAACAAUAUACGGUUCGUGAAGUUCGUAUACACGUUAGACAUAUAAAUGAAUUAAUACAUUCAUGUGACCCGAUUGAUUCAUAUAAUGGUACUAAUGGAUAUUCAUUAUGUAUUGUUAAUGAUAUAACUAAUGGAGAUAUUUCAUCGAAUAGUGAUCGAAAGAAAGGUACAGAAACAAAUGGACUUGAAUUUAAUGUCCCUGAAUAUCUUUUACCAAAUCAAAAAGAUAUUCUUCUUACACCUCUAUUUGCUACAAAUAGUAAAACUCGACCAUUACAAUGUUUAAAAGUGUUAUCAUACAGUGGGUGGAAUCCACCAAAUGGUUCAAGAAAAUUACAUGGUGAUCUUAUGUAUUUACAAGUAACAACAUAUGAAGAAAAGUCAUUUCAUAUAACAGCUUGUACAAAAGGUUUUUAUGUUAGUCAAACAACGGAUGAAAAAUUUAUUCCUAAACCGGUGCAACCUAAAGCUAUUUAUCAUUCACUUGUCGAUCUAUUAAAUAAUAUUAGUCCAUUAUUUAAAAAGACGUUUGCUGCUAUUCAACGUAAACGUUGUACAAAACAUCCAUUUGAACGUAUACAAAUUCCAAGUCAAAUUCAUCCAUGGUUAUCACCACGUUUUGAUCAUACAGUUGAUUUUUUUCGAGCAGAAGAUGCAAAUAUCAAUAAACUGGGACAUGAAGAUCACAUACCAGGUCAAGUACGUGAUUGGAAUGAAGAAUUACAAAUAACGAAAGAAUUACCAAAAAAAUCUUUACCUGAAAGACUUAUUCGUGAACGUGCGAUGUUCAAAGUACAUAGUGAUUUUGUUUCAGCUGCUAUUCGUGGUUGUCAAGCAGUUGUAGAUGGAAAUAUAAUGGCAAUUAAUCCUGGUGAAGAAUCAAAAGUUCAUAUGUAUAUUUGGAACAAUAUGUUCUUCAGUCUUGGUUUUGAUGUUAAAGAACAUUAUAAAGAUUUUGGUGGUGAUGCUGCUGCACAUGCUGCACCAACAAAUGAUUUACAAGGUGUUCGUGCUAUUAAUACCAUUGACUUAGAUGGAUUACAUACAUUAGGUACUGUUGUUGUCGAUUAUCGUGGUAUGCGUGUUACAGCUCAAACUAUUGUACCUGGUAUUUUGGAAAAAGAACAAGAACAAAGUGUUGUAUAUGGUUCGACUGAUUUUGGUAAAACUUGCACAACAAAUGAAAAAUAUAAAGAAUUAUUAGAAAAAGUUUCAGCUAUGCUUAAAAUUAAACCACAUUCAAUAAAAACAGAAAAAGGUGAUAUUAUAGAAUUAUUAACAGCUGUUGAAUGUAAAGGAAUUAUUGGUAAUGAUGGACGACAUUAUUUAUUAGAUUUAUUACGGAUGAUGCCACCCGACUUGAAUUAUCUACCAGUUGAUGUUGAACACAUAUCGUCAGCUAUGAAACAACUUGAGUAUCCACAAACAUAUAAACAUCGAUUGUGUUGUUUAAGACAAGAAUUAAUUGAUGCUUUCAUUGAACAAAAAUAUGUUGAUUUCUAUCGUUCAAUUGCACUUAAUUUAUCCAAAUUACGAACUAACGAAUCAACAACAAAUGAUUCUACUGAACAAACAAAUGUUGAAGAAGUUAAACGUAUUGUCAAUGAAAUCAGUGUUGAAGAUAAUAGUCGUGAAAUAAUUCAAUCUGCAUGUCGUUCAAUUGGAUCAGUGAAAGAUAAUGAAUUUGAUGUUCGAUUUAAUCCCGAUCUAUUUCAACCUCAUGUCACACUGAAUCAAACAGCUGUUGAAACAGCAGCUGAUACGAAAUUAUUAAAAGAAGCAGCCGAAUAUUUAAUACUAAAACAAAUUCCAUUAAUGAUACAAGAUUUUCAAGAUCAUACAGCCGUACCUGUUGAUGGUGAAAGUCUUUCAGAAGCUAUGCAUUCUAGAGGAAUUAAUAUUCGUUAUCUUGGUCGAGUAGCUCAUCUUCUUAAUCAACAACCAUCUCUUAUUUAUCUUUAUGAAAUUGCUGUAACAGAAAUUCUUUGUCGAAGUGCCAAACAUCUUUUUCGUAGUUAUAUACAAUCUGUACCAAUUCAUUUAUUAUCAUUUUCAAUAAGUCAUUUUCUAAAUUGUUUUCUAACAAUUAUAUCUUCACCGACAUCUGAACAUUUAUCAGAUGAAUUAUCAACAGUAACACAUAAUGGUACAACAAAUACAAAUUUACCUUUGACGAAUUCAACCAAUACUUCAUCUCAAAAAACGAAUAAUAAGAAAAAAAAUAAAAAACAACAACAACAGCAACAACGUAAACAGAAUCCAUUACUACGAAAUGAAUCCUUAGAUUUUCUAUCGCUAACAUCAAAAACAUGUUGGUUACAAUUAACAAAUGAAGCGAAAAUAAAAUAUAAUUUUGAUUUAAACUGUGAUGAUAUUGAAAAUUUUAUUGAAAAAUAUAAUGUUCGUCGUACAUGUAUUUUACGUUCAUUUUGUGUAAAAACUGGUAUACAAUUAUCUAUGCGAGAAUAUCAGUUUGAUUUAACAAAUAAAUCAACACGUACAACGAAUAAUGAAUGUUUUAAUGAAGAAGAUAUUAUCAAUAUAUAUCCUUUGAUUAAACAAAAUUCACCAAAACCAAGUGAUGCAUAUCAAUUUUUUACAACUGGUCAACAAAAAAUUCAACAAGGUUUACUUCGAGAAGGUUUCGAAUUAAUAUCCGAAGCACAUAAUUUAUUAAAUAAUGUCUAUGGACCAAUGCAUCCAGAAAUUAGUAUGUGUUUAAGAUUAUUAGCAAGAUUAAAUUAUAUUAUGGGUGAUUAUCAAGAAGCACUUUAUACACAACAUAAAGCUGUUAUGAUGUCUGAACGUGUAUUAGGUAUUGAUAAUCCUCAAACAGCAACUGAAUAUAUUCAUAUGGCACUUUAUUCAUUUGCAAAUGGUCAUUCAAUAAAUGCUUCGAAAUUACUUUGUCGUGCACGAUAUAUUAUAUUAACAUGUUGCGGAGAAAAUCAUCCACAAAUCAGUUUAAUUGAUAGUAAUCUUGGAUUGAUAUUACAAUCAUACGGAGAUUAUGAAAAUGCAUUGAAAUUUAUGGAAAAAUCUUUAGAAUUGAAUAAAAAAUUCUAUGGAUUAAAGAGUCUUAAAGUAGCUCUUUCUCAUCAUCUUUGUGCACGUAUUCAAUCGUGUCGUGGAGAUUUUCGAUCAGCAUUAACGAGUGAACGUGAAGCUUAUCAAAUAUAUAAAUUACAACUUGGUGAUGAACAUGAACGAACACGUGAAAGUGCGCAAGUACUUAAACAUUUAACUGAACAAGCUGUUGUUUUACAGAAACGUAUGAAUGAUGUUGUUAAAGGACAAUUACUUAUGAUUCCAAGCAUAACUAUACAACAACCAAGUUUUCAGAAUGUUUUGGAAAUGCUCAAUGUUGUUAAUGGAAUUUUAUUUAUACAAAUACGAGAAAAAGAUCUUGAUUUAAUUCGUGACGAAUUAAAUAAACAAACGAUUAAUGAUCAACAAACAACAGCAACACCUUCAAUUCAAACACUAUCAACUGCUGCGGAACAAGCAGCAGCAUUAAUGAAUAAUGAAGUUGAUUGA